This is a messenger RNA of Vicia villosa (hairy vetch), 1704 nucleotides long. Its product is annotated as protein ANTAGONIST OF LIKE HETEROCHROMATIN PROTEIN 1-like. The coding region runs from base 61 to 1521 and encodes 486 amino acids. The transcript has a single exon. The record is from RefSeq and is a predicted model, not a curated record. NCBI's taxonomy places the organism in Eukaryota, Viridiplantae, Streptophyta, Magnoliopsida, Fabales, Fabaceae.
UUUUUGUUUCUCAACUCACCAAAUUCUUCACCGUUCACAUUCUCUUUUUUUCAACUUUACAUGGAAAUCACAUUUCCUACACUAGAAGAUUUCUCAUUCUUGUUCCCAGAAAUGGAUCCCAAUGUAAACUCUAAGAAAAGAAGUCACCCUGAAAGUUCACAGACUCAAUGGAAUAACAACAACAACAGUAACAUUUUCAAUGAUGAUGAUACUAAUAGUAAUACAUUAAACGAUAUCCUGAAUUCUCUUAUUCAAUUCGACAAACAAAUUCCAAAACAGGAACAGUACCAGCAACAACAACCACCACGUACACAACCAACGCCAAUGAUGAAAUAUAAUUCAAAUGAGAUGAUUUUAGAUUUCGACCAGGUUGUUACAAAGAAAGCGCGUCGCUCAGACGCGACUGCCAUUGCAACUGCAACUGCAAAUAUAACUAACACCGCAACUACUUCUUCCAUAGUGGGCCCACAGAGACGGUUAUGGGUAAAAGACCGUUCAAAACACUGGUGGCAAACCUGCAGCAGUCCUGAUUUUCCGGAAGAAGAGUUCCGGAGAUGUUUCCGGAUGAGCAAAUCAACGUUCGAGUUUAUUUGCCGCGAACUCGAUUCAGUUGUUACGAAGAAAAACACGAUGCUCCGAGAGGCGAUUCCGGUGCGGCAGAGGGUGGCGGUUUGUAUUUGGAGACUUGCAACUGGUGAUCCUCUUAGGCUUGUUUCGAAACGGUUUGGAUUGGGGAUAUCCACUUGUCAUAAACUGGUGCUGGAGGUUUGUUCUGCAAUUAAGAAAGUUCUAAUGCCGAAAUUUAUUAGUUGGCCUGAUGAGCAAAACAUGAAGUUAAUUAAACAAGAGUAUGAGUCUCUUUCUGGAGUGCCGAAUGUUGGUGGUUCAAUGUAUACUACUCAUAUUCCGAUAAUUGCGCCGAAGUCGAAUGUGAAUUCUUAUUUUAAUAAGAGACACACUCAGAGGAAUCAGAAAACUUCUUACUCUGUUACUGUCCAAGGUGUGGUUGAUACUAGAGGGAUUUUUACCGAUGUUUGCAUUGGUUGGCCUGGUUCUUAUCCAGAUGAUCAAGUUUUGGAGAAAUCCGUUUUGUAUCAGAGAGUUAUGAGAGGGAAUUUGAAGGAUGUUUGGGUUGUGGGAAACUCUGGAUUUCCUUUGAUGGAUGGGAUUUUGGUUCCUUAUACACAUCAGAAUCUGACAUGGACGCAGCAUGCUUUUAAUGAGAAAGUUGGGGAUAUUCAGAAGGUCUGUAAAGACGCGUUUGCGAAAGUGAAAGGUAGGUGGUCUUGUUUGCAGAAGAGGACAGAGGUGAAGAUUGAGGAUUUGCCUGGUGUUCUUGGUGCUUGUUGUGUUUUGCAUAAUAUUUGUGAAAUGAGGAAUGAGAAGAUGGAUCCUGAGUGGAGUUUUGAGCUGUUUGAUGAUGAGAUGGUGGCGGAGAAUGGUGUUCGGUCUGCUGCUGCUGCUCAGGCUAGAGAUAAUAUUGCUCAUGAUUUGUUGCAUCGCGGCCGGGCCGGGAAGUAGGUUGAUUUUUUCUGUUAUGUCAUGAGUCAUGACCAUGAUCAUGAUGAUGAACAAGAUUGUAACAUUAGUGAUGGAUUAUGUCAUGUUGAUUGUUAGUUCAGUAUAAGUUUAUAGAUUGAGAGAGAUUUUUUAUACAAAAUUACAUAAAAUGAAUGAAACAGUUGAAUUUUGUUUGAUUAAAAA